This is a messenger RNA of Antrostomus carolinensis (chuck-will's-widow), 1624 nucleotides long. Its product is annotated as sentrin-specific protease 7-like. Gene Ontology annotation, cellular component: nucleus; cytoplasm. NCBI's taxonomy places the organism in Eukaryota, Metazoa, Chordata, Aves, Caprimulgiformes, Caprimulgidae. The record is from RefSeq and is a predicted model, not a curated record. Gene Ontology annotation, biological process: protein desumoylation. The annotation marks the transcript as partial. Gene Ontology annotation, molecular function: SUMO-specific endopeptidase activity. The transcript has 11 exons.
AUAAUGGAUGGAAGAACAUCAUCUUCAAGUCACGUCAAUUUUCGUAUACCAAAGAAGAAAACAAACACCAAGUCAGAGGAUGUCCAAGUUCAGUCCCCUUUGGCAAGGCUCCCAGGCUCCCACCAUUGGGACUACCCUUUAAAAGAGUGGAAGUUAAGUGCCAACAACAGAGAGCCUUCCACAAAAGGAGAAAGGCAGAAGAACUGCAACAGACACAGCUCUAAUGAUGAAGAGUCAGUUGGGCAACCCAAAGUUAUCUUGACGAAUGUCCUGAGGACGAAAAUAGGAAGAAAAUACACACAGGCGCAACUUAAAACUGGUGCUAAUUUUUCUGGUGCUGGCAAGCUGCAGUCAGAUCAACCACCCUCAUCAUCUGCUGCCAGCCUAAAGAUAUGGCAGAUUUUAAACCCUACUCUCCAAAACCUUUUUCUGUCCAAAAGGCAACCCAAAGUUAUCUUGACGAAUGUCCUGAGGACGAAAACUGGAAGAAAAUACAUAGACAGCCACGUAAUAAUUGAUGCAAAUUUAUCUGAUGGUGACAAAUUACAAUCGGGUCAACUACCCUCAUCAUCUGUUGACAGCCUACAGACAUGUCAAAUAUUAAGUUCUCCUCAUGAAAAUUCUUUUCUCUCUGAAAGGUCUGAGCUUUGUCUGAGAAAGGCACAUGAUGAUCUGCGUAAAUUGACCAAGGCUUCUCAGGAGCCAGAAAAAAAUAUCUUAAGUUUGAGAAGACGGGAGCUGCAGAAGAAAGAAAACAAGAACUAUAGUGAACUGGAAAAGAGGAGCAGAAAUAUGAACAGCACCACUCUUGGUCAGAAGGAAUUGGGCCCUUUUGAUGCUGAGAAAAGGAAAAGAAGAUCUAGUGGCCACAUUUCUGAUGAUUGUAAUGCACACAUUCCACAAAAAUCGCUUCUAUUGUCUAAAGAGCAAAGAUUGAGUUCAACUCAGUCUCCUGGCCGCAGAACACCCUCUGAGAGUGGACAAGGUCACAGAUCUAACACAGUUCUGGUGCCAGAUUGUAUUCCUCAGCCGUUAGAGAGAGACUGUAAAGACACUUCCACUCACAAGCACUUAAGGCCUGCUCACAGCUGCACAGAGGAGCCUGACUCGGAGUCUUCUUCCAGAAAUUUGUCAGAGAAACAGUUUUCUACCACCAGUGAGGACUUGUUUUCGCCACAUGUUAGUACCAUCAGGAAAUUAAAGAUGGACCCAUCACAGUACCUGAGCAAGCUGCGGAGCAGAAUCUGCAGGGGUAACGGACAACUUGUUUCAAUUGACCCAAUCAUCCUUUCCAGUGAUGAAGAUGACGAAGAUGGAUCUGAACCAAAAUGCACAGAGCUGCUGCAGGAAAAUAUCCCUGACAAUAAAGAAACAGACCAACAAUCCAACUUCUAUUUCUCAGGAAAGCAAUUGGAAGGCAAGAUGGAGAGACAUACAGAGCAGUCUUUAACAGAGUCAAUUGAAGAUACAUGUCCUAUCACCUUACCUUCUGGAAGCACGCCUAGAAAACAGAUGAACCCAGCACUGAAUAUUGAAUUUGAUAGUCUGUAUGUUGGGAAAUUCAAAUUCUUAUCAACAGGUCCUGCUAGGUUUACAACCAAGUUUAUUACAAUCCCAUUUCAGG